Messenger RNA from Mesorhabditis belari, 1392 nucleotides. The record is from the annotation of a GenBank genome assembly. Lineage: Eukaryota; Metazoa; Nematoda; Chromadorea; Rhabditida; Rhabditidae.
AUGCUCUUCCCGCAACCGAGAAACGCCACAUAUGCCUUCGAGGCGGUCGUCAGUGUGCUCAAGGUGGUACAGCACUCGCUUUUCGGGUUAAAUGUCGAGUUUGACUCGUGGAAUCUCGUCUUCAACAUCGUCUCCGAUAUCGCUAUCGUGAUGAGCACACAGUUUAUGAUCAUGUUGGCCAUUGAGCGUUCCUACGCCAUGUGGACAGUGAUCACCUAUGAGGAUUCCGAUUCAGCGCUGCUCGCAUUCUUUCUCUCGUUUAUCAUGGCACGUUUAUGGGAUUGGCUUUGUCAAUUCAAAGUAGUGUUCAUCGUCUCGUACACGGUGAUGCUCGUCUCGUGUGUGAUUUUCAUCUUUUUCCCAAUCGCUUGCAAGCGAGCGCACAGAACCGUCAGCCAUGCACGAUACGCGACCGUUGCUCAAAGAUUUCGCGCCUCUCGAAAUGUGAAAGCGGCCCGUUUAUUGAUGUACUUAUCCCCAUACAAAUGUGUGACAAACCUCUUCUCAUUGUGCCUAUACAUUUGCGUUUUUCAAAACACCGACCCAUUGCUCAUCCCUUUGUUCUCCGAGUUCUACUUCUACUAUCACGUGGCACAGUGCUUUCUUUUCAUGGUGCUAACGACAGUGUUGCACGAUUCAUUGCGAGAGACUCUGGUUCAGGAAAUCAAUCUUCAAAUCAAAAUCCCCGGAGAGAAAGAAACACCAAAAGAGAUUCUUUCCGUUGACGGGCAAAAAAUGAUGUUCCCAGCGAAAGAGGAAGGCCGAAUCUACUUCGAUCAGCUAGCAUUGGAUUGGGGAACGUCGAUCGACCAUCGACGAUGGGGCGCACAACAGCGCCGAAUUCACAACGAUCGCCAAAACCAUCAGAGUCGACCAAAAACGCAAAGCGUUUCACCACCGCUGCCACCGAUACAACCAGAAGAGGGAAAUCGCGGAGAAACGAGAGUUCGCUUUGAAAUGGUGAGCACAACGGAUCGACAGAGCCAAGAAGAAACGCCAAAUCAGUCUUUGUCAAGUGCAUCGAUUCAGGAGAAACAAAGAAGCAAUGUUCGCGACGAUCCGAUCAUCACACCAAUGCUUGAGAAAUAUGACACAAUCGCUGAAGAAGACUCGUUAGGCGGAUUGCCGAGUAGUCGAGCAACAAAUCGGAAAAACGAGGCUCAGGAUUUGCGCGAUUUGCACUCGACCCGAAUGCAGAGAUACCAUCGUCAAACGACGAUGACGAUGAGCUUUGAUGUCGCACCGAAAGGUGAUUUGUUCCCGAGAAAUGAGAGCGACAAGAAAAAGCGAAUCGAAUCACCGUGGGGAAAGGAUCUUCUGCAAUCGUUGCCGAAACGGAAACGCUCGAGGCGUCGAAUCUUUCAAACAAUCAAAAUGCCUACGAUUGAUGAU